UAGAAAGUGUCAGGAUUCGAUCAUUAAUCAUUGAUUAUCGUGGUGGAGUGUGAAUCUUAUCAGUGACGCCUAAACUGAGUGAUAAAAUGAAUUGUAAAUUAUAAACCCACACAUCUGGCAACCGUACAGGACGUAGUAAAGUUAAUUUCGAGUCUAGCCGACCUCCAUUUUAGAAAAGCAAAGGGCUUACCUGGGAUUUUGACAGACUGUGUUAAAAACCGUGCAAAUUUGUGUACUUUUUGAGAAACUCACUCGAAAAGAGAUGAACAAAACUGAAUAGUUGGACAAAAACUGUGUAUUUUGCAGUUAAUAAAGGGACUAUAAAAUUUUAGAUUUGUUAAAAUAUUUCCAUUUGCAACAAAAUAAACUGCUAUUGCAACGUAAACAUUUGGCACAUAAAAUUUUACAGUAGUAGUACUAAACUUGAACAGUGUUAAUUGUAAGAUAUGAGUCGAAACCAAAGUGGAAAUCGCUUACAAGUUCCCAAUGAUUUAAGAGAAGUUUUAUUGGAAUUCACUAUAAGUUACCUCCUAGAACAACCAGGAGAUGUUGUGGCUUAUGCAGCUGAUUAUUUUCAAAGAUUACGGGAAACCAGAACUACUUCCUUAAUCUAUGGGGGCUCAGGGACACAGGAUUUGAUGUCUCCUGAUGAGUCUACAAUAUCAGGAGAAGAAGAACCACCAAUAGAACGUUUCACGUCCAGACGUAAAUCAGUAUUCGCCGAGACUUACGAUCCCGAAGAGGAUGACGACGAUGAUGACGGCAUUAAGACGGUGUUUCCCAAAUCCGACGAGCAGAGGCAAAGAUUGUCAGAAGCUGUUCGUAACAUAUUGUUAUUUAGAUCGUUGGACAAAGAGCAGAUGAGCGAGGUUUUGGACGCCAUGUUCGAGAGAAAAGUUCAGCAAGAUGAAUUGGUUAUUAAGCAGGGAGAUGAUGGGGACAACUUUUAUGUUAUACAAAGCGGAAUAUUUCAUGCUUUGGUGGCUAGCGAACCAGCCCAGGUUCCGACACACAUCCACACGUACGAUAACGCCGGCAGUUUUGGCGAGCUGGCUUUGUUGUACAACAUGCCACGUGCCGCUACAAUUAAAGCCGUCACCACCGGUUCCUUGUGGGCCAUGGAUCGUCAAACGUUUAGACGCAUUUUACUGAAAUCAGCCUUUAAAAAGAGAAAGAUGUACGAAACUCUUAUCGAAAGCGUACCAAUGCUGAAAACUUUGCAAGCUUACGAAAGAAUGAAUCUGGCCGACGCUUUGGCCCCAAGAUCGUUUAAAGACGGCGAACGGAUAAUUAAGCAGGGGGAUGCCGCGGACGGCAUGUAUUUCGUCGAGCAGGGUGAGGUGGUCAUCAGUAUAUUGGACGAUAGUGGCAAAGACGUCGAGAUUAACCGUAUCGGUAAAGGCGGCUAUUUCGGAGAGUUGGCUCUAGUUACGCAUAGACCAAGGGCUGCCUCUGCCUACUGUGAUGGCGACGUUAAACUAGCAUUUCUUGACGUUGAAGCAUUUGAGAGGCUAUUAGGACCAUGCAUGAACAUAAUGAAGCGCAACAUUAAUGAUUAUGAGGAACAGAUGCUCAAAAUAUUUGGCUCAAAGCAAAACAUAAGAGAUAUCCGAUGAAGUGUGUUUAUCCAACGUCAAAUAAAAAAAUCUGCCCCUCUUUGUAUUGAUUUUUUCUAUUACAUUUUAAAAAUCAAAAUACAAGUGUUAACAUGCUUGCUAGUGAGGUGUAAAUUAUCUACUAGUCAUAUGUAUAUAACUAUAUAUAAUAUGUUAUAUAUCAUUUUUAAAAUGCUACCCAAUCCAAUAUUCCUAACAUAAAAUUGGGUUGAUGCAAAAACCAUAUUGCUGGUCAAAAUGAUUUUUGCCCCACAAGUUUUCUGCAGGCACAUGUAUGAAUGUAUUAACUAUAUGUUUUUCUCUUUGUGUCUGCUUUUUGUUCCUUAUCGACUAAGUAUACAGAGCUAUUAUUUUUAUACAAAAUACAAUAUUUGGAUAUACAUAGUUUGGUUUGUAAUUAUGUAAUAGGGAUAUGAGAAAUAAUACUAAAUUGCCUAUAUCGCAUGUUUUAUCACCUACAACAAGACUUAAGUCAAUUUUGACUGCCAAAUUUAAGAACAAUAAAUGAAAGAACUAUUGGCAAAAUUUAGUAUGGUUCUACAAUUUUUUCAUUGGAACUAAGUUUUUACAUGCAUUUACUUAAAUAAAUUUUGGAAAAUAAUAGCUCUGUGUAACCAUUCUUUUUUUAAAGAAUCUCAAUGUUUAUAUUGUAUAAUGUUUUUUUUGUACUUUUAAUGGUUUACAUUUGUUUUAUUUAAUGACUUUUAAUUUAUCGAUAGAGAUGUAUGUUGAUUUUGAUGUAUAUGUAUAUCUUUUUCUAAGGGUUAUUUAUUGUUACUGAGUAUCAUAUAAAGAUUAUGUAUAGAGAAGUAUUAUAUAAAUUAUGCCUGCCAUUGACUAUCAAAAUUGAAACAUCAUACAUCAUACAGGGAUCAUUAAGGAUCAUACAGGGAUCAUUAAGGAAUGAUCAAGUAAAAAGUUAUUUAUCCAAUAUUUUAUACAAAGCAAAACUAUUGAUAUAGAUUAUUCAAUUAAAAAC
Messenger RNA from Brassicogethes aeneus, 2595 nucleotides. The record is from the annotation of a GenBank genome assembly. NCBI's taxonomy places the organism in Eukaryota, Metazoa, Arthropoda, Insecta, Coleoptera, Nitidulidae.